UAGACCAGUGAAUUAUGUCACUUACACCAACAAGCCACGCAUGAUGAUCGACUUCACACUUUCUUAAGGAGUGGAUAGCUGGAGAACUCCCAUUGGUUAUCCUACCCAAGAACUAUCGAAUCCCAACUCAUCGCGCUUGCGCAGUCAACUGAAACUACAGGACUUUCUCACUUAGUGUGAUUCUGCAUCUAACUAACCACAAAUCAUCAGAGCAUGAACUCAUAUUUUACAAGCUCGUAUCUCACUGAUUUACGAACUGGCGACCACUACAACAACCAGCCAGUACACACCCAGCCCAACGGUGAGACUUGUGAACAAGUCUCACGUCAGUAUCUGGCUCACACACAAUACUGCUCGUCUCCUUCCCAGGGAGCAGGUACUUAUCCGCGCUUCCCCCCUUACGACCGUUUGGAAAUUCGACCGAUCACUUCAUCGCCCAAUUCCCCUAGCCCUCCUGAAACUUACUAUGGGAACCACUGUGGUCAGCAACCUCCUGGACCUCCGGCUCUUCCCCAUCCGCCUCAGCCAGCUCACCAACCACCUCCCCCUCAUGGGCCGCUAACACAUCCCAACGCUUAUGUCCCUCAACAAGAUGGUCAGAACUGUAGAGGGUCACCAAAUGGCACCGGACCUCAGCACCAAAACAUGACCCAGUAUCCGAGUUGUAAGAUGCAACAGCCACCCCUACAGCAGCCUCCCCCACCACCACAGCAACAACAGCUUCAUCACGAUCCGAAUGGCGUUCCCAGGCCAGUAUCGUCCGAGUGUCCUACCAACAUGCACCAGCAGCCCUGCCAGAGCCCUCUCCACUCUGGCCCUCCUCAGCAACAGAUGUACUCACCAACGGCGGGAAAUCCGCCCAACGUUCUCAAUCCUGCAAGCCAGCCUCCUCCAUCAUCCGGGGCUCUUCCGAGCCCCCUCUACCCCUGGAUGAGAAGUCAGUUUGAAAGGAAGCGAGGUCGUCAAACCUACACCCGCUAUCAAACACUGGAGUUAGAGAAAGAAUUUCAUUUCAACCGCUACCUGACUCGCCGGAGAAGAAUCGAGAUCGCUCACGCUCUCUGUUUAACAGAAAGACAAAUUAAAAUAUGGUUCCAAAAUCGUCGGAUGAAGUGGAAGAAGGAGAAUAAGGCUAAACUGGAAGCAGGCUUAACGAUGGGGCCUCCUCCGCCUCUUGAACCUCUCCACCCCAUCGACCGGUCGUCGCAGUAAGCUCCUGAAAUAGGUGGACAAGAAGCGUAGUCUAACAGGGCGGGCGAGAGUAACCGCCCGAUUCGUGUUUUUCUUCAUUGUGGGUGGAUUCAGGUGUUGCGUGACGAACGGUAUUUGUGAGUAGAAUUGUACAUAUUGUAGUUAAUGUGCCCAUUAUGUACUUUUAGCUCAGCUGCCAUUUUUAAUUUAUCAAAGCUGCUGGUAUUGUUUCGUAUUGUAUCACCUUCAAUGUUGUGGCCAUUGCAGGACUCACCUGAAGUUGUACAAAUUUUCCAAAAUGCAAAACAUUCAACGUAGUCCUGUAUUUUACCGAAAAUAACGAGCACAGAAGGAAACAGCGAGUCACGCACUACUUUCGUUUAGACAAUAAUUCAGACACGGUCUGUGGGAAAAACUUUUUAUUUUGUUGUUGUUUGUAUUAAUGCGUCAAUACAUACGUGAGUUUGAAUGCUUUGUAUUGGGAACAGUUGUGUUUACCCCAAUUUUAGCAAUUAAAUGAUAAUCUGUUUUAGUAAAUACUUUAUCUUAAGGCUUGAGUGAUCUCCAUUUCAACACGUGUGUGUCUGUGUGUAAAUUUUACUGUCUUGUGUCAUAUAAAAAAGUAAUGACCUAAAAUCUUGUUCUGUUAUAAAUCAGGGAUCUUGUUCUGUUAUAAAUCAGGGUAAAACUACGUUUUCUCUGAAGUUUUGUAUCAUUACGUUUCAACUUGUGAGUUGUUGUUUUUUUGUAUUUCCUAAGGAAUUCUUGGGUGUUUUAUUGAAAGUUUUUUUUUUUUUAUUAAAGAGUAUUAUCUUGAAUUUUAUUAGCUCCAUCAUCAUUGUUAUCUUACUUUAAACACUAAUAAAUGUACCUUUUAUUACAGUGAAGAUAGUAAACGUUGUUCGGAUUAUUCGUCAUUCACAUUCUUGCAACAAUAUCACAGGUAGUUGUUCCGGCUCUGUGAGUUUAUUACUGUGUAGCAUGGCACAAAUAAAAGGCAUUUUAUGGCUUCUAAACCUCACGCUCCCUGACAGCUAUGGCGCUAAUGGUUAUGCAAGUCGCGCUUUUUUGGGCAAUAAACUGUCUACAGGCAAAUAAAACUGACUGGGUUGUCCACAUUCACGUCCGCAGUUAUACCACUAGUGGAAUCUAUUUCAAGUUCAAAAUAUAACAUAGAGAAUGAUCUGUGUAUCCAUAAGGAGUAACAGUGGCAGUAAAGGAUCAGACUCGUAGAGGAAACUCGGUGUCUGAGGUGAAAUCACUACUCGUAUUAUGAUUCAUCCUAACAGCCCAUAAACCUGGGCUGUCCCGACGUUAAUUUUCUUCAAGGGAGCUAAGUGAAUCUCUGCCUAUCCUCCUGCACGAAGCCAAGUGAUGUAAUACUAUAAAUCAGUCCUUAAGGUUUUAAAAAAAGAGAAAAAGUGUGCAGUGAAGAUUUUUUUAGCAAGUACGUGGACUGUUUUGGCUCAGUCUGCGAUAGACAGUUUGACGAGGCAUAUGUACAGCCGCCAUGUUCAAUUUCUACACGCUAGCCGUAACCGUAAGUUCUCGCGCAGUAAUGAAUAUUGUUAUUAUGUUGCUUCGGUUUUCUUCUGAUUCAACCGUUGGUCAAAAAGGAAUAUAAUUAUUAUCUGGCAGUGUUUAAUUGAUGGUGAAAAAUGCCCUUUUAUUGGUGCCGUAUUGUGUAUUUCGAUGUGAGCAGACAUGACUACAAAGUCAACCUUAACACCAAGUUGUGUUGAUCGAAGUAAUACGAUGACUUACAGAAUACGAAGUCUUCCUGUUUUGGAAUUAUCACUUUCAAAAUUAUGGAUAUGUCAGGUCUUCCUGUAUUGGAGUUAUCACUUUCAAAAUUAUGGAUAUAUCAGGUAAACUGAUGUCUGCUCGAAGAAUUUUGCAGUGACCUUAAGGUUUAGCAUAAAUGAUAGUUUGAGAUAUUUGUCUGUGUCUGUAACAGGAUGUAAGACAUAACGAAUUUUUUUUUACGGUUGUUUUCAGUUAUAAGCCUUACGCCAUCGCCGUAUAGCGACAUUGCUAUUUUUAAAUGAGUUUAUUGUAUAACAUAAGACGUUUUUGUUACUCUUUGACAUAUAAAAAUGUCAUCCGAUUUGCAUGUCGGACCUGUGUAAUGACGGUAAUGGUAAAAUGUACUUAAAUCUUCACAAGUAUUUCAUCAACCGAAUACUUAAAAUGUUUAAAACUUUGUUACUUUAGAAGUAUCUAGGUUAUUUUUUUUUGUUAAAGAAGAAAUGGAUUAUUGAAAUUCUUAUUAUAACAAUGGGCGCUUCACACAGAAAUACAUAUAUAUACCACGUACAACUACGAAACUUUUAACUGAGAAACUAAAUUAUAUGCUUUAAACUGAUACACACAACCCUCAACCCUCAUAAUACCACACUUAAAGAUCACUUAAUAUUACCGAGAAUAAUUAUUUACUUCCUUGAGGAUGGGAGUAAUAGUAAUCUACGGAAAUAUAUAUUUUUUUUUUAGUUCAUGUCAAAUUAAACAUGAAUUUAACUUGAAAUCUUUACAUAACAAUGAUAAUUUAAUGUUUAUUUCGUUCAAAUAAAAAAAAAAUGGCUGAGCCUCAAAUAUUUCAAUAAUUUUCAGUGUUCCCCUGGCGUCAAUAGAUAAAUUGGUAUAUUAUUAAUUUGGAAUUUUUUUAAAGAAAGCUGUUCAUGAGGUCUGGAUUUGUUUAAUGUCUUUAGUGGAUCGUUACAUUAAGCGUUGACAAGAAGAGGUUGGUUACACAAAUCUUAAAUGGUGCUUCAGAAAUGUUCGUUGUUAUGUUUCACGAACAUAUACGGUCACAGAAAGAUAAUUAAUGGACAUCAAAAGGACAUCGUAUUUAAAAAAAAACAGUGGCCAUAGGAAGUACGAAACUUGUGUGUGUGUGUGUAGGGGAGGGGGUGAUUGAUAGUUCAGUGCUGUGUGGUCUAACACAGACUAAUUUAACAUCUUUUUAUAUCACCCCGAAUUUUAAAAGUUAACUCGGUCAUCUUUGAAGUUAUAUCAUUAGAUACGUGUGGUAUACAAUGAUUUGUAAAUGUCAUUUCGUGGAAUAAUAUAAAUACGACUACCUCUAUCAAGCGUAUCUUAGAAUUUGUGUUAUUAGUAUUUUAUUUUUUUGUUCAGUGGUAUGACUUGAAUAUAAAAUCAUUAUGAAAUCUACCUUUCAUCUUGCCGAAUCUUCUGUACGGGCACUUUUUUUUUUCGUAGGCCGUGAUUUGGCUUUGGUAAGUCACUUUAUCGCACUAUUCCACCUACCCAGUUAAUCAUGGUGAUGUGAAAACAAAAACUAUAGAAAUGGCGGACGCUUUCCUCGAGGCAGAACGUCCGAGCGAAACUCGCUAGCCAGAGCUUGGCGUGAUGUUCGUGCGAAGCACGCGGCUCUCCCAAUAUGGAGGAUAGCCAAAGUAUUAAAUAAUUGUUUCUCGAGCAGUAGUAAUAUUUUAACGGUUUUGUUAAUUAUCAUUAUUCAAAAUUGUAAAUUAGCUUAUUAGGAGUGUUGUAAAAACUGUACACAUAGGUGAUUUCUAUGUACAUAUAUAUAUAGAUAUAUAUAUAUAUAUAUAUACGUAUGCCGGUAUCUCCAUUAACAGUGUAGUUAUUAAACCUGCAUCUUAUCACAAACACAGGGUGAAUUUUCAAUUAAAAAAAAAGAAGUCAUAGACGUUAGAGAAUGUUGUGCUGUGUUUUACUUUUUUUUGACGUAUUGUAUAACAUACUGUACUGUGUUUUACUUUUUCUUUUGGCGUAUUGUAUAACGUACAUUGUUUCUUCCCUUUUAAAUGCAAUUUCAACACUUAGCUUUUAGAAAUAUUUCUGUUUUCUUAGUGAGUGUUUGUGAGAUCUACCGUUCACAAGUUCAAGCAGUGUUACUGCAUUAUUGUUGAAAUAAUUAGCUUUAAAGUGAUAUUUUCCCAGUGGCGUUUAUUCUGUAAUGGUUUGUAUAUUUAGAUAAUGACAAGAAAAUAUCACAACACACACCUCUUUGUGAGUGCCCGGAUGUAUGUGAUACAAUCGCUGUACUUUGUUUUUUUCAGUCCUGAAUAAAUUCCAUGUUU
Limulus polyphemus (Atlantic horseshoe crab) is the source of this 5258-nucleotide messenger RNA. RefSeq names its product homeotic protein antennapedia-like. Gene Ontology annotation, molecular function: DNA-binding transcription factor activity, RNA polymerase II-specific; RNA polymerase II cis-regulatory region sequence-specific DNA binding. The transcript has 3 exons. The coding region runs from base 214 to 1212 and encodes 332 amino acids. Gene Ontology annotation, cellular component: nucleus. NCBI's taxonomy places the organism in Eukaryota, Metazoa, Arthropoda, Merostomata, Xiphosura, Limulidae. Gene Ontology annotation, biological process: anterior/posterior pattern specification; negative regulation of transcription by RNA polymerase II. The record is from RefSeq and is a predicted model, not a curated record.